Molecule: messenger RNA, 1502 nt
Organism: Amblyraja radiata (thorny skate)
Lineage: Eukaryota; Metazoa; Chordata; Chondrichthyes; Rajiformes; Rajidae
Gene: uqcc2
Product: ubiquinol-cytochrome c reductase complex assembly factor 2
Exons: 5
Coding region: 155-538 (127 amino acids)
Biological process (GO): mitochondrial respiratory chain complex III assembly
Cellular component (GO): mitochondrial matrix
Source: RefSeq, a predicted model, not a curated record
CUCGGGCGGUGCGUCCUGGGGCGCAUGCGCCGGGCCUGGCCAGGCAGUGGGAGCGGGCAUCCGGCGGUCCAUCCCUCCCUCGUUGUGGGCGAGCAGCGGCUGGAGGGGCCGGGCGGUCGCACGGAGCGUCUUCUCACCCACUGCCACUAGCGAGAUGGCGGUGACGCGGUACCGGCGGUUCCUCCGCCUGUGCGAGGAAUGGCCGCUCGACCAGAGCAAAGGCGGCCGCGACCUGGGCGCCUUCCUGCGGCAGCGCGUGGCGUUGGCCUUCCGCGAGGGGGAGAGCACGCAGAUUGCAGAUCCAGAGAAGUGUGACCAGAUGUAUGACAGUUUAGCCAGAAUCAACUCUGCUUAUUACAAAAACAAGUACCCCCGUCUCAGAAACACAUGUUUUACUGGUGUGACAGUGGAAGAAUGUCGAAUGGUUCUUGCAACAGAUAAUAUGAAACAAAUGGAAGAAAUGAAGAAAGGUAUGUGGAAAAAGCUCAGAGAAAAGUUUGCAGGGAAAUCAGAAAAUGUCACCAAGGAAUAUGUCUAACCUUUGCAUAGGAUUGAAACUGUAAUUGUUUCUCUGCAGCUCUAACUUGGCACAGAUUCAGAAUGCAGUUUCCAUGAGGAAUUGCCUGGCGAUUACAACGAGUUGUUCGACAAGGAACGCAACAUUCGAGAAAUUGGGAAUCGGCAGUGAAGAAUAAGCAGAAAAUCACCGUCCACUUGAGGGACUCCUGAGUGCACCUAAUAUGAAAAACUGCAGUAUCACUGGCAUUUUCCUUUUAAAUUCCAGCCUGGUAUAUUGAUAAUUUCCUUCCGCCAUCCAAUAUCUGUGGCAUCCUUUACUGAGCCUCGACAUGUCUAACAUUCACAGGAUUACAGGAUUGUUAAAUAGUUACUUGGAUGAUACACUUCUUUUAAUACAAGCUGUUUACCAUCUUAGAUGGACGAGACAAUUUCUAUAUCUCAUCCCCACCUAUCACACCUGCUCUACUUCACCUUCUGGUUUGCAUACAUUUAAAUAAAUGCAAAACCAAACGAUAUAAUCAAUUAGAAAUGUUAUCAUUAUAAUUUAUUUUGUGAAACAUGCAGAUGAAGAAAACUAGCAAUCCUGGACUUAAACUACAGGCUAUCUCCUUUAUACCACCAUACCUUGCAACAUACUUUCUCCUGGUAAACCUGUAUGUGCCAUAGACUUCCUGUUAGGAAUCCCAAUGUAUCCCUAAUUGAGUCUUUGACAUUUGAAUGUAUCCUUUGUGGCUGUGAAAGAUUUGAAAGAGCAGAGGGAUAUUAAAAAAAUUACAUCUCUCAAGUAUUUCAACCAUAGCACAUCGACACUGCCUUUGAUAAUGGCAUAUAACUGCUGAGCAGAAUCAUACUUUUAACUACAAUGCCUAAGCCUCUUCCUUCCAGAUCAUUGUAUCUUUAAAAUUCUGAAGAGCACUGUGAAUCAGAAGGAAAUUCCAUUUUAACAAGUUUGCUUUUCGUUUAAAUAAACUUAUUGUACAAUA